This is a messenger RNA of Notolabrus celidotus (New Zealand spotty), 2868 nucleotides long. Its product is annotated as chondroitin sulfate proteoglycan 5-like. The transcript is spliced from 6 exons. Gene Ontology annotation, biological process: nervous system development. Bases 436 to 2397 code for a protein of 653 amino acids. Lineage: Eukaryota; Metazoa; Chordata; Actinopteri; Labriformes; Labridae. The record is from RefSeq and is a predicted model, not a curated record.
UCCAGUGGGAAAGGCUUAACGGACUACAUGCAUGCAUGGAAGCAGGCAGGUAGGCAGCAAUGAACCCGGCUCAUUAAAAUCUCGUCCGCAGAACCCUCCGCCAGACGCGCGCAUUACUACUACAGCCCCUCGCGGUGCUGCUGCUGCCGGUCGACGGACCCCUAAAGUGCAGAGGGACACACGCGCGCGCCAAAAGGUGUGGAGGAGCUAUAGGCGACCCGCUCGGUACAAUGGAACCGAACCAGAGCUGCUGAACGGUUCAGACACACAGAAGCUGCAAAGGAGGAUAACGGGGAUAUGGAGAAAACCGGCAAGAUCUGAACUUUUGGAGGAUCCGCUGUGAGGAUUAUCGUAUACAGCCCAACAAUCUGACUGAUACACUGAGGAACAGGAUCACACAGUUUGCAUCAUCGUGUCAAAGGGAGAGCUUACACUAUGGCGUGCGCUGACAGACGUUUGGGGACCUGGCAGGUGCUGCUGACCAUCUCACUGGUCAUCGUCCCCCUCAAUGCUCACGGGAGGCAUUCCCUCGGCAGGCAUCGUCAUCACCACAACCGAUCAUCCGUCAACAAGGAGGCCUUGAACGCCAGGUUGGUUCUCAGUGACGACUCAGCAGAAAGAGAUCACCUGAUUGGAGCAGGGCUCACGCUGGGGGCAACGCUCCCACUCAGCUCCACCAAACGUCACCAUUCUCAGAAACACACCUACUUAGACUUCAUAGAGGAGGAUGCACCAGGAGGGGAGGAGCUCACUGCUGGAGGAGGGGGUCCAGACCAACCAGGGAACCCUAUGGCAGAUGACGUCAUCACAGUGGAGUUUCAUAGCCCUGCCCCGGAUGUUGUACCUUCUGAUGGUGCUCUCGAUUGGGCUAAAGUCCCUAAACCUCAGAAGCAAAAAAGUGGAGACCCCACUGCAUGGACGCUCUCUGAUUUUUACGACUACCUUUCCCCGGAUGACGACCUCUCUGCAUUAGAUGCAACCCCAGAACCUGAGCCCACGCCAUCACCCCCGGCUGACAUGGAGGAUGAGAACCCGCUCCUGGCUGGUGCUCCAGCUGUUCCAGAAAAUGUGAAACCUAACAACAUUCCGAAGGUAGAAAGCAAGCCAUCCCUACCGGCUGCUCCCAGGCCAGUGCCAGACAACAGUGAUAGGUUAGGCUUUGGUGGUCCCAUGGGAGCUGACGGCUGCAGACUGGGCUUUGUGCGCUCGGGUCCUGGUGUGUGUGUGUCUCAGUGUGAUCUUGAACCAAAUUUCUGCUUCAAUGGAGGAGUGUGCACUGUGGUAGCAGGAAUGGGAGCCUUCUGCAGGUGCAACGUGCAGGACUACAUCUGGAACAAAGGCACCCGCUGCGACUGGAUGGUGACAGAGUUCCAGGUGUUGUGUGUAGUGGUGGGCGUGUCCUCUGGGAUGCUCAUCCUCCUCUUCAUGAUCAUUGUAUUUUUUGCCAAGAGGCUGCACCGCCUCAAGAACGAGAACAAGCGCCUUCGCAAACGCAGUAAGUUCCGCCCACAGAGCAGUGAGCCACAGACGGACGGCCUCUCUGUUUCCACAACAGCUGACGGCUCACAACCAAACGUAAGGAAACUGUGCGACACCCCUCCGCCCGCUCCUCAAGCUCACACACACAACCUGGCGUACUAUGACAACAUUAUCUGUCAGGAUGAGCCACAGAAGCAAGAGGACCCCGCAAAGUCCCCACAAGCCAAGGAAGAAGGCUCCAUGAACAUCCUCAACUCACACUCCCCCAAACAUGAGAACAACCGUCCCACCUCUGUCGCCCACACUCCUAACAACACAGAGGAAAACGCUGAGGAUGGAGUUACUAUCGGCCUGGAAGUGCUCCUCCCGAAAGAUGCCAAGCUCCACAAAGAGACCAAGGGACCUCUUCAGUAUGACGUCUUCCUCUACAAGGUUGGAGCCAACAAUGGAGACCCUGCUGACUCCUACUCCCCCCAUCACAUGCCUAGAUCACCUAAACCACCCAAAUCACCUAAAACACCUACCACACCCAAGUCAGCAAAGGUGUCUGAAUCCCCCAGACACACCCAGGAACUACCGCACAGCCCCCGUGAAGCCUUGUCUGGGAGGCAUUCUUCACCUUGCUGCCAUCCCUCACCCAGUCGCAAGCCAUCAUCCAGUCCUGGAUAUUAUUUCUCCCCCACCUGCCCCCCUGCCUCCCACCACUCCCCCUCACAAUUUAAUAGAAUCCCCACCUCCUCCUCCUCGCCUCAGUUACGCAGGCCCAGAGGUCGGUCAGAGGGUCCCGGCACAGAGCACGAGGAGAUCACCCACAUUCGUCCAUCCCCCUCUUCUCCUCACCUCACCCAGCCUCCUCCAUCACCAUCUAGGGUGAAGUACAGUCCGGCCAGCACCCAUUCGCUUCCACCACUCUCCUGACCAGGGUCUACACCCAAGCACGCAUCCUCACAAACGCACAAACAUCUGUCAUAAUCUAAUCAAUCCAUUGAUCAUGGAUCUAACUGUUGUCUUAGUGACUCACAAAUCAUUUAUCCAUCCAUCCUUCCAUCCUUUACAUUUAUGCAUUCAUGACGAGCAUCACAACUUGUCUCGAUCCAUGGAGCCAGAACAGUGCAUCUGGGGUACUUUUGAACCACAACUUCUCAAACUCAGACAAAGACACACCAAAAUGUGCACAUAAAACAUGUAAAUAACAACUUCUCAAUACUCAGGUUUCAGCUCAUACAAGCACAAAAAGAACACGCUCUCCUAGCACAGUGCCAAUGUCAGCAACUGCUGAGAAUAUAGUUCAGAAAGGUUUUAUAGAAGUUUACCACAUUAGCCUUAGUGUUAUCAACGGUUUAUAUACAUCUUUUGCUAUUAUGUGUGUACGAUUAUUUCACAGGCUUU